Messenger RNA from Oncorhynchus tshawytscha (Chinook salmon), 6286 nucleotides. Its product is annotated as nuclear receptor coactivator 2. Gene Ontology annotation, cellular component: nucleus. Gene Ontology annotation, molecular function: protein dimerization activity; nuclear receptor binding. NCBI's taxonomy places the organism in Eukaryota, Metazoa, Chordata, Actinopteri, Salmoniformes, Salmonidae. Gene Ontology annotation, biological process: cellular response to hormone stimulus; positive regulation of transcription by RNA polymerase II. The transcript has 23 exons. The record is from RefSeq and is a predicted model, not a curated record. The coding region runs from base 267 to 4928 and encodes 1553 amino acids.
CAGCCAGUCAGCAUCGGGGUUUCAGCCAGCACAGAGCAGUCAGAGAGGAACAUGGCCGCAGCACAUUUAGCUCGCGCUAUAGCUGUUCCUCCCAACCGAAGGUCAGACCGGGUUGAUUAAACAUACAGGAUAUAACAAGAGCACGAGCGACGGAAAGUUUCACAUCGUAGAAGAGGUGGAUGAAGGGUUGCCCUCCCAGCAGCCAUGAUGCCCUGAAGAGCUGACUGGAGUCUGUACCAGAACCUAGACGCUGAUAUGCAGUGAGGAUGAGUGGCGUUGGUGAAAACCCCUCGAACCCUGCUGCCAGGGCCGAGUCGCGGAAACGCAAGGAAUGUUCCUCUGACCUGUUGGGUCCCAGCCCCAAACAAAGCAUCGAGAAGAGAAACCGCGAGCAUGAAAACAAGUACAUUGAGGAGCUGGCCGAGCUGAUCUUCGCUAACUUCAACGACAUCGAUAACUUCAACGUCAAACCAGACAAAUGUGCUAUCCUCAAGGAGACUGUCAAACAGAUACGACAGAUCAAGGAGCAAGAGAAAGCAGCCGCGGCCAAUGAGGAGGAGGUACAGAAGGCAGAUGUGUCGUCGACGGGCCAAAGCAUCAUCGACAAGGAUGCUCUCGGGCCAAUGAUGUUGGAGGCCCUGGAUGGGUUCUUCUUCGUGGUGAACAUGGAGGGGAACAUUGUGUUUGUGUCUGAGAACGUGACCCAGUACCUGCUGUAUAACCAGGAGGAGCUGAUGAACACCAGUGUCUACAGCGUCUUGCACGUAGGAGACCACGCUGAGUUCAUCAAGAACCUGCUGCCCAAGAGCCUGGUGAACGGUGUGCCGUGGUCCAGUGAAGGUCCCAGGAGGAACAGUCACACGUUUAACUGUCGAAUGCUGGUCAACCCUCACAGUGACAACAGGGACGAGACCAACGACCAUGAGGGGCAGAAACAGAAAUAUGAGACCAUGCAGUGUUUCGCUGUCUCCGAACCCAAGAGCAUCAAGGAGGAGGCAGAAGACUUCCAGUCAUGUCUGAUAUGUGUGGCUCGCAGGAUGCCCAUGAAGGAGCGGCCCGUUCUCCCCACGCACGAGAGCUUCACCACCCGCCAGGACCUGCAAGGUAAGAUCACGUCACUAGACACCAGUCUUCUGAGAGCCUCUAUGAAGCCUGGCUGGGAAGACCUGGUGAGGAGAAGCAUCCAGAGGUUUCACCUACAGAACGACGGAGAGAUGUCCUUCGCCAAGAGACACCAACAAGAGGUGUUGCGUCACGGCCAGGCAUUCAGCCCCAUCUACAGGUUCUCUCUGUCAGACGGGACCAUCGUGUCGGCUCACACCAAGAGCAAGCUGGUCCGCUCCCCUGCCACCAACGAACCUCAGCUCUACAUGUCUCUACACCUGCUACAGAGAGAGCAGUCAGUGUGUGGUAUGGGGCCGGGUCAGGACAUGGGGCCCGGUGGACAGGGCCAGCAGGGGACAGUGAUGGGCCCCGGCCCCAAACCAAUGGUCCCCAACCCCUCAAUGACACCUCCAACCCCGGGGACAAUAUCUGGCCUGGUGCCCCAGGGACAGGACACCACGAUCAGCUCCAACAGCACGCCAUUCUCCCUUCCUCAUGGAGGUCCAGGGUCCAGAGAACCAGGGCUCGGACCCAUGGGGUCCGGGUCUGGACACAUGCAGGGCUACCGCUACGGUUGCCCUCCCCAGCCCAUGGGCUACCCUGGAGGGAUGCAGGGCGGCAUGGGCAUGAACCCCCCCAACCAUCCCCACCAGCAAGGGGCCAGCUGGAGGAUGAGCAGCCCGUCUCGAGGCAGCCCUACCCCAGCUGGAGGCCCCCAUCUGGGGCAACAGAACUCGAUGCUGUCCCCUAGGCACCGGGCGAGUCCAGGGAUGGCAGGGAGCCCUCGCGUGGCCCCAUGCCUGCACUCGCCCUCCCCUGUGGGGAUGUGUGGGUCUGGAACAGGGGUUGCAGUAGGAAGUAGCGGUCCUGCGGCUAACAGUCAUGCUAACAGUCAGGCUAACAGUCUUGCUAACAGCUACACCAGUAGUUCUCUGUCGGCCCUGCAGGCCCUGAGUGAGUGUCACGGGGUCGGACAUGGCGGUUGCGUUCACCCACACAUUCAUGGCGCUGGGGGUCAUUCGCACGCACACACCCUGGGGUCACCGGACAGGAAGAUGAUGGGGUCGCCAGCCGGAGUCACGAUGGGGGCAGGGGUCAACCCUCACAUGAUGUCGAAGCUUGGCGGUGGCACUAACGUGGAUCCUCACGGAGAGCAGGGUGGACAGUACGACCAGAGACAGAUGGACAGACAGACUGACGGGAACGGUAGCAGCGGUAACCACGGUGACGUCAAAGAGGAGAGGGACGGCUCAAACGACGGCCCCAACGCGCAGAGCCGUGUCCUCCACGACAACAAGGGCCACACCAAACUACUCCAGCUCCUCACCACCAAGUCCGAACCCCUCGACACCCCCCCGUCUCCCAACGGAGGAGGAGACCCCAAGGACCCCUCGUCAGGGCUGGGGGGCCCUCAUGGUCCAGGGGCCCCAGGGGGCCACGCCACAUCCCUAAAGGAGAAACACAAAAUUCUCCACAGGCUGCUCCAGAACAGCACCUCUCCUGUCGACCUGGCCAAGCUCACCGCUGAGGCCACUGGCAAGGAGCUGGGAGAGCAGGGGAGUAACGUCAACACCCAGGUGGGUACAGGAGGGGGUACAGAUGGGAACCUCCCCUCCAAACAGGAGCCCCUGAGUCCUAAGAAGAAGGACAACGCACUGCUGAGGUACCUGCUGGAUGAAGAGGAGGGGGGCAUGAAGGAGAGGCAGGCUAGGAUGGAGGGAGGAGGAGAGGUGAAGACGGAGAUGAAACACCCCCUCCAUGUGAAGACUGAGAAACAGGAUGCAGGAUAUGAUCGCUCUGAGCAGUCGUCUGAGCUGGAUGGUAUCCUAGAUGAGCUGCAGUGUGUCCAGCCCCAGCUGUUCGGUGAGCCUCGGCCCGUCUCUCUGCCUUCCUCCCUGGACAAACAGACCAUCAUCAACGACAUACUGCACAUCACCCAGGAAACCAGCCCUGCCAACGCCAUGGCAACGCAGCAGAGGGGCAUGGGGCCAGGCAACUAUGGCGGUGCCAGAGGGCCGGAGGGCCAGGGGCCAGCUAGGGGCCUCCCUGUGAGGAGCGUAUCCCUGGACAUGACCGUGUCAGGGGUCCCCCAGGGCCAGUAUCCCCCUGUGGGAACCCUCAGUCCCUACACGCUCCUACAACAGCAGCAAGGAAUUCUGGCAAACCACACCGCCAUGAUGUCUAACCAGGCCAACCUCUCAGGUCAGAUGGAUGGUCCUCGGCAGGGCAUGCAGCAGGAGGGGGGUUGGGGUCCUGGGGGCCCAGGUCAGAGCGGGUCAUCAUCGGUCCGUCCUCCAGGGGUUCCAGGUCAGCAGGGGACGACGCUCGGCCGUAUGGGGCCCAGCCCUGGAGGCACUAUGAGACCCAACAGUCUGCCCGGCCCUGGACCCAGACAGAUGCUGCAGUCUCAGAUGAUGGUCAACGACAUGGGUAUGGGGCCCCACCAGUUCUCCCAGCAACAGGCUCCACCCAAUCAGACGGCUCCGUGGCCAGACAGCGUGAUGCCUGUUGAGCAGACCCCCUUCAACCAGAACAGGUCUCUGUAUGCCUCUCAGCAACAGCAGCAGCAGGAGGUGUUGUGUGUGAUUCCGGGGCCCAGUGGUCAGAGUCAGGGGCCUGGUGAUGGAGGUGGUAGUGAUGAGGGGGCACUCCUAUCCCAGCUCUACACCGUGUUAAAGGACUUUGAUGGCCUGGAGGAGAUAGACAGAGCCCUGGGGAUACCGACUCUGAUGGGACAGGGUCAGUCUGUAGAUCAGGAUCAGUUCUCUUCAGACCCGUCCAUGUUGUUGGACCAGAAGCCUCCAGUGUACAGCCAGCAGGACCUGCCACCUGGCUCCCAUCUAGCCCAGAGAGGGUACCACGGCCCUGGGACCGGCAGACCCAUGCAGGACCCCACACCUGGCUCCCUUCUAUCCCAGAGAGGAUACCACGACCCUGGGUCUGGCAGACCCAUGCAGGACCCCACAGGGCAAGGCUUCCACCCCAUGGCUGUCCAGAUGGGCCCCAGACCAGGAUACCCCAUCAUGAGGCUGAGGCCCCAGGCAGUGGUUCCUAACCAGCCUAAUACACUGAGGUUACAGCUGCAGCACCGGCUACAGGUACAACAGAACCGCCAGCCAAUGAUGAACCAGAUGAGUGGAGUGUCCAAUAUGAACCCAACUUUACAGUCCAACAACCCCAACCAGGGGACCAUCAAUGCACAGAUGUUGGCACAACGGCAGAGAGAACUCCUCAACAACCACCUGCGGCAACGCCAGCUGGAGCAUCAGAGACAGCAGCAGCAGCAGCAGAGGAACAUGGUGAUGAGAACCCAGGGACUCAACCUACCUCCCAAUAUCGCCGCGGCGGCUGCUGCAAGUGGCCUAUCAGGAGGCCUGAGUAACCCUCGGAUCCCACAGACCACCAAUCCCCAGCAGUUCCCCUACCCACCCAGCUACGGUAUGUCCCAGCAGCCUGACGGAGGGUUUGGGGGUCAGGCCACGCCCCAGAGUCCCCUGUUGUCCCCCAGGAUGGCCCACGCCCAAUCCCCCAUGAUGCAGCAGCAGGGCAACGCCAAUUUCCAGGCGUCGCCUGACCUAAACGGUUGGCCGCCCCAGGGGAACAUGGGAGGAAACAGUAUGUUCAGUACUCAGCAGUCUCCGCCUCAGUUCACCCAGCAGCAGCAGACCAACGGUGGUGCGGCCAUGUACAACGGCAACGGAAUGAACCUCAACGUCUCCAUGGCUACCAACGCCAGCGGCAUGGCCCCCGUGGGUCAGAUGGCCGGACAGAUGAUCACCUCGCCUGGAAUGACCUCAAUGGGACAGGAACAGAAAUACUGCUGACCCUGGUGGAGCGUGUAGCCAACCAGCACCUUAAUGCUAACACCCAGGAUCCAAUGAGCUCGCUGGUUCAUCUUCAACCACCCAACCAAUCUACCAACGGCUCUUUUGAGUGAACCUGGCAGUGCCCUGACUCAGCUCUGCCCAACCAAGCCUGACCUCUGACUUCACCUACCUGGCAUCAGAUCUAUCCCCACUGGGGGGGGGGUCACCCAGGGUUCAAGGGGGGAGUGGGGGGAUGGAGGAAAGAUUGGACUUUUUACGUGUUCCAAAUGGCACCCUGUUCCCUAUAUAGGGCCCUGGUCGAAAGUAAAGCACUACACAAGGAAGAGGGAGGCAACCCUAAAACGCCUAUCCCCUCCUUAAAGGAGAACCCGUGAGCCAGCCUGUCUCUGUCCAGCUGCAUUCACCGUAGUGUGACUUACUGUAGGCCCCUCCCCCUCUAUUGUAGAUCCCUCCCCCUAUGGGUUGAUUGACUGUAGGCCCCUCUCCAUCUGCCUGGAGGUCCACCCCCUCUGGGUUGACUGACUGUACGCCCCUCCCCCCUCUAAAUUGGCCCUUCCCCCUCUGGUUUGACUGAGUACUGGUGGCAGCGGUGGGAUCCUCGUCAGAUGAAUGUAUUCCUCUCUAUGGACAAGUGGCCAUUUUGCAAUCUGAUCUCAUCUCAAACAAUUUAUACUUUUUUUUUUUUUUCCCCUGAUCCCCUCUGAUGUUCUAGAACAUUCCUCUCGUGUUCCACAAUGGCAUCAAAUGUUUACGUUUGGAUUCUGGAGGGCAGCGGAGGGAGCGGAGCAGCCAACUAAUUUCAGCCGGUUUUGCCUUUUUGCUGUUUUUGUUUUGAUGAUGAUGAUGAUGAUGAUGAUGAUGAUGAUGACUACAGAUGUUUAGGAUAAAGACAAAUGUUUUUUUUUUUUUUUUUUUUAAACACUGCAGAUUAUUGUUUUGACUGAAAUAAUGCUUUGUAUGAUAAUUAGACUAAUUUAGUCAAGAGGUUUAUAAGUUUAUUAAAUUAAGUUUUAUUUUUCUGUUUAGAUUUUUUUGAAAUGAUCUUAGAUUUAUUUUUAUUAUCGUAGCAAACAACAGAAGACGAGGCAAAGUGAGGAAAAAGAGGCACUUUGUGUCGUUUUAAACUUGGCGGUUAAACUCUUUCUGGAAAGACUACUAUACUCUAUCACAUUGAAAUAUUAUGGAUUCGACUUUGGUUCAGUAGUUUCAUCAGAAGUUGUUGAAUUACAUCAUGUGGUUGAAGACAACAGAAACAGACAGAUUGUACAUACUGUACCAGUUGACAGACAGAUUGUACAUACUGUACCAGUUGACAGACAGAUUGUACAUACUGUACCAGUUGACAGACAGAUUGU